ACUGGUGGCCUUGGACCAUGGCUCCAAGGUCUCAGGGUCUGGGAAGGAAGCCACAGGAUCCCUCCAGAAGGGGAAAAAAACCACUCAGCAGUAGCAGCAGCAGUUCUGGCAGGCAUGAGGGAGCCAGCUGUUUGCAUCCAGCAGCUCCAAGCACAUCCUGGAAAGGCUGUUGAUAGCCCCAAAACCUUUCAGGAACGGCAGCCAUGGCACUGACCUUGGUGUGGGACAAGACACAUGAUAGAAGGAAUGCAUGGCUCGGUGCCACCAUCGCUCUGUCUUGGGGUCAGGGCAGUCACUGAUAGCACAAGAGGCACCAGGACACACCAGGACAGCCUAAGGCACAGCCACCAGCAGCACCUCCAGGGCCAGUAAGCUGCCUCCUGCCAAGGAGACUGUGUGAGGUUUUGAGUGGUCUCACCAUCAGUUUCAUGGGCUCCUCCACUGGGAGUGGCUCCUGCCUGUCCAGGGAGUGCCCUGCCUGAACCCAAGGGUGGCAUUAUGGCUGAGGUCAUGGGUUCAGCCACAGCUUUGGUGGCCACAGAACACAGGCAUUAGCCUAUUGCACUUCCACUCAGGCCAGCGCUCUGGGAAAUGGGGUUCCCAGCAGGAACAGCCAGCACCAGGGGAGGCUGCUCGCCACAGAAGCACCACCCUGGCACAGGGUACAGAGGCCAGUGUCUAGCAAGAAGCUAUCCCAGCUCUCACGGCCAUCCUGGAGUGGAGCAAUCCCCCAGGAGUGCCCCAGGAGCCUUCUCCAGGAGCCAGCAUUGCUGGGAAGGCACAGAGCGGUGAGGCAAUCUGGUGUAAAGAAAAACCAUUUCCUGCAGCAAGGGCUGCUUUGCUCAACGUUUUGCAAAAUGUGCUGAUGCAACUGCCCUUCCCAGGUGGGAUAUAAAUACAAGUCUUGAUGUGGAUUUGUGCCCUGCAGCUACACAAACAUCGCAACAAUGUUUUCUUUGAAAAGAAAAAAGAAAACAAGGAGGAACAAACAGCGCGGAUGACAAAAUCACUGGCAGUGGAAGUCCGGGGUUCGGGUUGCACGGGGAGGGGGGGAAGCUGAGGCUCUGCCUUGGGCACCGUGCUCAGCAUCUCCUAUUUUGGGACAGUGACCGGGGCCAUGAGCUCAGGGAAGAGCCAUUGUGGGACAAGCCUGCUCGGCAGCUCAGCAAACUGUACGGGGAGGGUCAGCUCGGCGUGGCCAUGGGGCACCAGCAAGGACAGGCCCGUGCCCGGGGUCACCCAUCACUGCGGCUCACCCUGCCCGAACGGCAGCUUGUCUGAUGGGAGCUCCUUCCCAGCGCUGCACCCGGGCUGAAGAGCAGGGAGCUCCCCGGGCGUGGGACAGCCUGUCAGUGCAGCCCAUCAAGCAGCCUGAUAAAAACAGCCUCAUACUCCGCCCAAGCCUGAGCUUUGUCCUCCAGGCACAAGCGCUGCGUUGUCUCCUUCAGCCCGUUCUCAAAAGGCCUUUAACCUGCUGCUCCCCCCGCUAAGGUAUUUGGACACACAAAUCCAACAUGUGUUGCAGCCAUUUUUGGAUUCUCUUUAAGCGUCUUGCUGAGAUUUCUUUGUGUUUUCUUUGGCUCUGAAGUGACUUCAGGCUCACAAGCACAACAGCAGAGAAUUAUCAGCAAAGAGCUGUGCUUCUGGAACUGAGGACGGGAGCUGUGCUCUGCCUGCCCUGGAAAUCCCCCACUCACCCCGCUUGGGGGCACGCAGCAUUUUUAAAAAUAGCAGGUUACCCAUCACAGCAAAGCUCUGCUUGGGACAAUUCACUGAGACAGAGGACAUGGGGCACCUCUCCAGGAUGACAGGGAAGCUUGACGCAACUUUCCAUCAGCACAGCCAGCACCAGGAGGGUUUGUAUGAGCCCCUGAGGCCCCUGGAGCUCAGGCUGUUUUGCCCUUCAGCCAUCGCCAGUUGGGAAAAUCCUUCACUUGUCUCACACAGCAACUGACUGAAGGCAGAAAGAGGAAACCUGCUGGUCUGACACAAACCCACCCCGCUUCCUCUACCUGGCAGGCAGCUUUUGCCAGGAGUUCCUCUGACACCACUCCCCCUCCCCAACAGAUACACAGAGCUUCCCGCAACAGGGACCACAAGGGCAUUCCAAACCCAGACAGAGCCGAUCACAGGCAGUGCUGAGCUCUCCCGGUGUGAGCUACAGAAGUACAGAGAGAGGACAGGCACAGGAGCACCUCCCUCCCUUCCUCCCCAACUCCACUUCCCCCACUGAGCUACACAGGGCUGCUUUAAAAAGCAGUAAUGGAAGAAAAAAGCUCAAGCCCGUGUUCUUUCUGGGUUUCUGGCAUAACAGUGACGGCAGCAGCCGGGCGCAUGUGGGGACUCAGCCCUGAGGCACUGGCAGCAGCGCUGCGGCAGAGGAGCUCACACAGCCAGCCCGGGGAUGGCUCUCACCGCUGCUGUCUGCCCAUGAUGGAUGAGGGCAUAAACCUUUCAAGGAUGCAUUUAAUUAGCUUGAAAAAGAGCCGGAAGGUGCACACGCAGCAGCUGGCGGUAUAGAUCCUCUACUGCCUCUGCCGGGCACACGGUGCCUCCUGGAACUGUCACCUGGAGCAGGACACAAGGGACCCGCAGAGUCCCAAGGAAGAGCCCCGGGCUGUGGGGGCUGGAUCCAGGCCCCGCCUGCCUCGCUCCGGAGCAGAGGCACAGAGGCACCACAGCCAAUGCUGCAGAGUGCUGAUCCAGCCCAGCACCCAUCAGCUCGGAUUUCUGGCUAUGUCCGUGCUCACAGACUGCGCCAGAUGAGACACUGUCUGUCCUGCAGCUGGCACCAUGUCAGCACCGGCUCCAGACCGGCCAUCCUGGCCAGUGACAUGAUGGCACUGCCAUCCCCAACCUGCACUGCGGACUGGCUUGGUCUGAGUUGCCCCAGAACUGGCUGGGAUGCAGAGCCCCGUGUGUUUGUUCCACAGGGACUCAGAGCCAGGGUCAGCCCACUACGGCCCAGCCCCAACAGAGAACAGGCACAAUACAGCUGCCUUUCUUCCAGAAAAAAAACCGGGAUAGAGCCGUUCUCAAUAGAGCACUGCAACAUGAGAAAAUAUCAGUGGGACCAAGGGUUUGAGGGUUUGUUAAAGCCAUGACCACGGAGCAGAGGCCAAGCCCAGGCCAUGCACAGUUGAGCUCAGCUGGAGGAUCUGGAACACACCGCAAUCAGCAGUGCUGAAGGAGCGGGGAGGGCAGCAAGGUCCGAGUGCAUCCCUGCAGGGAAUGCUGUGGCAUCAGGAGGUGCCAGCAGUGCUGUGGGAGCCCUCAGUGAGGCCAGAGCAGCCCCCCAGAUUGUGCACUCCAAGAGCGGGCACAGCCCGAUUUGGUAGCCAGGGCAGCCAAAUCUGAUGCCCGUCGCCAUCUGCUCUGGGGGAAAACCAUCCCGCAGGGCAGAAUUUGGUAAGCGAGAGCCCAUCGGAAGGUGGCUGCUGUUCAGAUGCAGAGCUGCCAUCGAAAGAGGAAAGUCUGGCGUCAAGGAACAAACGGACAACAGGUGCCGUUCCUCGCUAGAGACCGAUAGGAAAAGUGCUCGGCAGGCUGAGGCUGGGCCGCGGCCGGGGUCGGGGCUGAAGGCGGCAAGGCCCCGGGCUUCACAGAGAAGGGCGCGGCCAGGAUCAGUCCGGGAAUGGGCGCCCCCAGCCCACACAGAUCUCAGCGCCCACCGCGGGCUGUGGAACGGGAGCUGGAGGGCCGGGGCUGCAUGGUUCAUCCGAGGUAAGGACCUCGGCUGGGGGAACGAGCUACCGGGUCGGGUCGGAUCGGGCCGGGCAGGAAACGGAGAUAGAGGAGAGAACGGUGUGACCGACCAACCCCGCUCCUGGCCCCGGCCUCGCCCGCCGCCGCUUCCGUCUUCCUGCCACGUGACCAGCGCAACCCGGCGCGACGCCGACGCUCAUGGCCCGGGCGCCGCUACCAGACGCCAUGACGCACGGCCGCACCACCGCCGACCCUUCCGCGGGUAAAGUAGUCCCCGGCGGGACGUCGAGGCCUCUCCUCGUCCGCGGGCGGCGGGCGGCGCUGGGAGGCGCCUGAGGCAGCGGUCGGGGCGAGGAGUGUGUCUUCGCCGCAGCGAGCGCGGCACGGGCUGGGCGCCGGUCGAGUGUAGCGGGCCCCGGCAGGGCGGGCAUGGAGGAGAAUGCGGUGGAGAGCAGCAGCGACGCGACCUCGCAGGCGGCGCUGGAGGAGCCCACCGAGAGCGGGUUGGGCGUCGGGAGCUCGGACGCCGUGUCGGCGGACAGCAGCGAUGCCGCCGCGGGGCCCGGGCUCCUCUCGCGGGCUGAUGACUCCUGCGUGGGGCAGAGCUCCGACAGCAGCGGAGUCUCCUUGGAAGAGGUCUCGGAGAGCAGCUCCAGCACAGAUGCCAUUCCAAGGAUUUACCUGCCAGACUCAUCUUCUGUUGCCCAGUCCACCUUGGUGUCCAGUGUCUCCACUAUGAGCCAGUCCAUCAUGGUGUCAGAGUCCCCACAAGUUCUGGUCCACUCCAGUGUCGUUACCGAUGGAGCCACAAUUGUGUCAGACUCUACUGCAUCCACUUCCUCAGACCUGGGUUCUGCCAUUGACAAAAUCAUCGAGUCGACAAUCGGGCCUGACAUUAUUCAGAGCUGCAUCGCUGUGACCAGUGCAGAGGAUGGAAGGGCAGAGACCACGCAGUACCUCAUUCUGCAAGGACCUGAUGAUGGUGCCCCCAUGGUGUCGCAGGUGGCCACUUCGGCUCUAGCCAAUAGCUUGGCAAUAGAAGCUGUUGCUGAUGGACCUACCUCCACGUGCCUUGAGCAGCCCGGCCCUUCAGAGACUUCCAGGCAGUUGGAAGUGCUAAAACUGCCUGCACAGCCAGACCGAGCCCAAGAGGCGGAUGGUGGGGAGGAGCUGGACCAGCCAGACUUGGAGACCCUGGAAGAGAUGAUGGAAGUGGUGGUGGUACAGCAGUUCAAGUGCAAGAUGUGUCAGUACAAGAGUAUCUCUAAGAAAACACUGAUUAACCACAUGAAAGAGCGUCACUUCCAGCCAGUGGGUUCAGCUCUGGCUCUGAAGAAAGGACGACCACGGAAGGUGGGAGCUGCUCCAAAGACAGAGGAUGAGGAGGCCCAAGAAGAAGAAGAUGACGAUAUUAUGGAUGCUGGUGCUAUUGAUGAUCCUGAAGAGGACAGUGACUACAACCCAGCUGAGGACGAGCCCCGGGGGCGCCUGCCCAAGUAUGGCCGCACUGUUCCAACGUCCAGUGAGGAGAGGCCACGUCGACGCCCAGGGAGACCCCGCAAGCUGCUUCGUCUGGACAUGUCUCAGGACAUGCCGGAAGGAGGGGAGGUGGAGCCCAUGGUGACAUCCCAAAGCACACCAAGCCAGGAGCUGCAGAACUCGGAAGCAGCCAGUUCCUCUGGCCUGGAGAAUGGGACCGGUGAGACCCUGGCAGAGCCUGGUAUCAGCCAGUCGGACUCUGAGAACAAGGACCCUUCCUCCAAGAGCGGUGCUGAGGAUGCAGAUGUCAUCCCCCGGCGGCGCGGGCGGCCCUCCCGCCGCUUCCUGGGCAAGAAAUACCGCAAGUACAUGGGGCGCAGGUACUACUACAAGUCCCCCAAGCCCCUGAUGCGGCCCUACCUGUGUCGCAUCUGUGGCUCGCGGUUCCUCACCCACGAUGACCUGCGCUUCCACGUCAACUCGCACGAGGCCAAUGACCCGCAGCUCUUCAAGUGUCUUCAGUGCAGCUACCGCUCCCGGCGCUGGUCCUCCCUCAAGGAGCACAUGUUCAACCAUGUGGGCAGCAAGCCCUACAAGUGCGAAGAGUGCAAUUACACCAGCGUGUACAAGAAGGAUGUCAUUCGGCACUCAACAGUGCAUAGCCGGGACAGGAAGAAAAGAGCUGAUCCGCCACCAAAGCUGAACUCCUUCCCAUGUCCUGUCUGCAACCGUGUCUACCCCAUGCAGAAGAGGCUUACACAGCACAUGAAGACACACAGUACAGAGAAACCACAUAUGUGUGACAAGUGCGGGAAGUCCUUUAAGAAGCGUUACACCUUCAAGAUGCACCUCCUGACACACAUCCAGGCCAUUGCCAACCGCAGGUUCAAGUGUGAGUUCUGUGACUAUGUCUGUGAGGACAAGAAGGUCCUGCUGAACCACCAGCUGUCGCACAUGAAUGACAAGCCCUACAAGUGCAGCAUUUGCAAGUAUUCCACCUUCCGGGAGGACUUCCUGGUCUCGCACAUGGCGGUCAAGCACACAGGAGGGAAGCCGUUCGCUUGCGAGUUCUGUCACUUCACCACCAAGCACAAGAAGAACUUGCGCCUGCACGUGCAGUGCCGCCAUGCUGACUCCUUUGAGGAGUGGGCACAGAGGCACCCUGAGGAGCCGCCCUGCCGCCGCCGCCCCUUCUUCACCCUGCAGCAGAUUGAGGAGCUGAAGCAGCAGCACAGCCAGGUGCAGGCACCGGCUGAGCCAGAGGCCAGCUCACCAGCACCCGUCACCUGCCACACAGUCCAGGCUGUCGCAGGUGCAGAGCCCUCUGUUCUCUCGCAAGGUUCCCUGGAAGGGGCCACCAUCAUCUAUGAACAAGAUGUGGCUGGAUCAGCAGAGCUGGCCACGCAGACUGCCCUGGAUCUCCUGCUGAACAUGAGCGCCCAGCGGGAGCUGGCCUCCAGCUCACUGCAGGUGGCAGUGGUGAAGCCAGAUAAUCCUGGAGAGACACCAGGCCCCUGUGAGCUGCAGGCACAGGAUGAGGAAGUAAAGGUGGACUCUAAGGAGCAGCAGCAAAAGCUGGUGAUGCUGCACAUGGCAGAGCCUGGGCAGACACUUGUGCAGGAGGCUUAUGGGGAAGCGAGCCUGAGUGGCUCGGAGCUGCAGCAGAUCACCAUCCCCUUCAAUGGAACAGCAGAGUACAGCAUCAUUGCACCCAUUGGCGAGGAGAUCCAGGCUCCUGCCACGCUGUACAGCAGUGAGGAGGAGAGUUCUGUGGAGACCUCCCACACAGUUGUGGUGAGUGGAGAUGUGGUGACAGAGGAGACACUGAAGGACCAUAGCAAUCACUACAUCAUGUCAUCUGGUGUCCCAGGAAGCCAGUUCCAGACCAUGGAGCCCCUCAGCGGGGAUGCUGCCUUUUCCUCACCUGCGGAGAGCCAGGAGGUACAGCCUGCUGACGUCAAGUGGCCCCUGGUGCAGUGUGUCAGGCAGCUCCAGAAGGACUCGUCUUUAUCCCCAGUGUCUGAGGGGCAGGAGGUCUCAUCACCCAAGGUCAAGUGGCCUGCACUCCAAGGCAUGGCCAGGAAGUUCUCCUGCAAGAUUUCCACAGGCAAGAAGUUCUCAUGCAAGAUUUCCAUGGCCAAAAAGUUUUCAUGCAAGAUUUGCACAGCCAUGUUCACAGGGAGAGCAGAGAUGGAGAGUCACAAGAGAGCCCACAUUGGGCCCAGCACCUUCAAGUGUCCUGACUGCCCCUUCACUGCCACGCUGUGGCCAGAGGUCCGGAGCCACAUGGUUCAACAUGCCAACCUCCGGCCACACAAGUGCCCCCACUGCAGCUUUGCCUCCAAGAACAAGAAGGACCUGCGCAGGCACAUGCUGACCCACACCAAUGAGAAGCCCUUUGUCUGCCAGGUCUGUGGACAGAGGUUCAACCGUAAUGGGCACCUCAAGUUCCACACGCAGCGUUUGCACAGCUCAGAGGGCAAAAGGCCAGGGCCGGCUGCUGCCCAGCAGACCAUCAUCCUGAACAGUGAUGAGGACACCCUGGCCACCCUGCACACUGCUCUGCAGGCUGGCCAGGCCGUGCUGGCUCCCGAGCGGCUGCAGCAGGCUCUGGGGCAGGAGCACAUCCUUGUUGCACAGGAACAGAGUGUCACCAGCCAGGAGGAGGCAGCCUACAUCCAGGAGAUCACGACUGCUGAUGGACAGACAGUACAGCACUUAGUGACUGCUGACAACCAGGUUCAGUACAUUAUUGCCCAGGAAGGUGUCCCGCACUUGCUUCCCCAAGAGUAUGUUGUUGUCCCAGAGGGACACCACAUCCAGGUACAGGAUGGUCAGAUCACCCACAUCCAGUACGAGCAGGGUGGCCAGUUCCUCCCGGAGUCUCAGAUCCAGUACAUGCCUGUGUCACCUGAACAGCAGCUUGUCACCCAGGCACAGCUGGAAGCAGCAGCACACUCAGCUGUCUCAGCAGUGGCGGAUGCGGCGAUGGCCCAGGCACAGGGCGUCUUCACUGCCGAGGCAGCAGCCGAGCAGCUCCAGCAGCUGCAGCCGGGCAUCCACUACGAUGUCAUCACGCUGUCGGACUAGUAGCGGGCGGGGCCGCACCGCGCUGGGCAGGCACGCCCCAGCCAGCAUUGCCUUAUUGUGCCGGGGCUGCAAGGACGCGCCUGAGCUGUGGCAGCACAGACACAACCAGGGACACGCCGUCGCUCAGCCCUGCACCGUGGGGGUCCUGCACCUUCUCCCAGACACUGCUAAGCAGCCCUUGUGUGCACAGUCUCUUUGCCUGUUGCACUUGAUGGUCUGAAACCCCUUUUCCUGAACGGUCUGUGUGGGCAGCCAUGCAUCAGCGUCUGCCCCACACAUGAGGAUCCCGGGGAAGCCAUAGGGCUGGGCACAACUUUGUGGUGCAGUGUCAGAGGCGAGGUGUGUGCAGCCACAGCCACUGCUCCCCGUAGCCAUGGGGCCAGUGGUCCUAGUGUGCCAGCAGCCAGCCCUCCUGUGGUAUCUCCAGCCUGCGGGCAGGCAGCAGCAGGGCUCUGGACUGGAGGAACCCAAGGAGAAGGAGGCAGAAGAUGCUCUAUUUUUGUUCUGAAGAGGGAUGGACUCUCAUGUUAGUUCUUUGGUGGUUGUUGGAGGGUUUCAGCUGUGACAUUCUCAAGCUCUGACUAUGCUUAUGAAUAAAAAGGGAUGGAGAUC
This is a messenger RNA of Oenanthe melanoleuca, 8886 nucleotides long. It is a transcript of the gene ZNF335, whose product is annotated as zinc finger protein 335. Gene Ontology annotation, molecular function: RNA polymerase II cis-regulatory region sequence-specific DNA binding. Gene Ontology annotation, biological process: regulation of gene expression; brain development; positive regulation of neurogenesis. Gene Ontology annotation, cellular component: nucleus. The coding region runs from base 4135 to 8274 and encodes 1379 amino acids. NCBI's taxonomy places the organism in Eukaryota, Metazoa, Chordata, Aves, Passeriformes, Muscicapidae. The record is from RefSeq and is a predicted model, not a curated record. The transcript has 28 exons.